AUGGCUGAGAAUCAACCCAUGACCUCAGGAAGGAUAGCUCCCAGACGCCAGGCUCAGGAUAGGCCGCGAGGCCACGAGGAGCUCUCGGGGAGCCAGGCCCGGGCGGGUCAGGGAGGCGAGGCUCGGAAAGGGGUCUUCCGGGCAGGCGGGAGGCUCGGACUCGGAACAAAGCUCCGGCCCAGGAAGACCAGGCCGCCCGCGACGCACGCUCACGGGGCUCCGGCGCUACGCGAGAGGCCGCAGCGCGCCGGCCCGCCGCCUUUACGCCACUGGCUUGGCCCCAGAGCCUUCGCGAAUAUGUCUUUGCGCACUGCGGCGGGGCUGCGCUGCAACCGAGCUUGCCGGUGGCUCCUCCCCGCCGCCCUGCGCGGAUUGGUGGCGGACGGAAGCCCGGCUGCUGAUUGGAUAGCGAAGGAGCCACUCGGGGAGACUCUGGUGGGUCGGCCGCCCCAGAGUGAUAAGUUCGGCUUCAGACACGCCUCAGAGCCAGCAGCGAGCCGGACUCUAUGGAGGUGGCGGCGGGUACCAGGUGGUGGCUGCAGCAGCGACUCCUCUGAGCUGAGAGCUUCAGGCCGACCCCUUCUCGGUGAAGGCUUUUCAUUUCUACCAUCCCCUCCCCUCCCCACCCCAUCCAUUAAUAUUAUUCUUUUGAAGAUUCUUCGUUGUCAAGCCGCCAAAGUGGAGAGUGCGAUUGCAGAAGGGGGUGCUUCUCGUUUCAGUGCUUCUUCGGGCGGAGGAGGAAGUAGGGGUGCACCUCAGCACUAUCCCAAGACUGCUGGCAACAGCGAGUUCCUGGGGAAAACCCCAGGGCAAAACGCUCAGAAAUGGAUUCCUGCACGAAGCACUAGACGAGAUGACAACUCCGCAGCAAACAACUCCGCAAAUGAAAAAGAACGACAUGAUGCAAUCUUCAGGAAAGUAAGAGGCAUACUAAAUAAGCUUACUCCUGAAAAGUUUGACAAGCUAUGCCUUGAGCUCCUCAAUGUGGGUGUAGAGUCUAAACUCAUCCUUAAAGGGGUCAUACUGCUGAUUGUGGACAAAGCCCUAGAAGAGCCAAAGUAUAGCUCACUGUAUGCUCAGCUAUGUCUGCGAUUGGCAGAAGAUGCACCAAACUUUGAUGGCCCAGCAGCAGAGGGUCAGCCAGGACAGAAGCAAAGCACAACAUUCAGACGCCUCUUGAUUUCCAAAUUGCAAGAUGAAUUUGAAAACCGAACCAGAAAUGUUGAUGUCUAUGAUAAGCGUGAAAAUCCCCUCCUCCCUGAGGAGGAGGAACAGAGAGCCAUUGCUAAGAUCAAGAUGUUGGGAAACAUCAAAUUCAUCGGAGAGCUUGGCAAGCUUGAUCUUAUUCAUGAAUCUAUCCUUCAUAAGUGCAUCAAAACACUUUUGGAAAAGAAGAAGAGAGUCCAACUCAAAGAUAUGGGAGAGGAUUUGGAGUGCCUCUGUCAGAUAAUGAGGACAGUGGGACCUCGAUUAGACCAUGAACGAGCCAAGUCCUUAAUGGAUCAGUACUUUGCCAGAAUGUGUUCCUUAAUGCUAAGUAAGGAAUUGCCAGCAAGGAUUCGUUUCCUACUGCAGGAUACCGUAGAGUUGCGAGAACACCAUUGGGUUCCUCGCAAGGCUUUUCUUGACAAUGGACCAAAGACGAUCAAUCAAAUCCGUCAAGAUGCAGUAAAAGAUCUAGGAGUGUUUAUUCCUGCUCCUAUGGCUCAAGGGAGAAAUGACUUCUUCCUGGAGGGGCCGUUCAUGCCUCCAAGGAUGAAAAUGGAUAGGGACCCACUCGGGGGACUGGCAGAUAUGUUUGGACAAAUGCCAGGUAGUGGAAUUGGUACUGGUCCAGGAGUUAUCCAGGAUAGAUUUUCACCCACAAUGGGACGUCAUCGUUCAAAUCAGCUCUUCAAUGGCCAUGGGGGACACAUCAUGCCUCCCACGCAAUCGCAGUUUGGAGAAAUGGGGGGCAAGUUUAUGAAGAGCCAGGGGCUAAGCCAGCUCUACCAUAACCAGAGUCAGGGACUCUUAUCCCAGCUGCAAGGACAGUCGAAGGAUAUGCCACCUCGGUUUUCUAAGAAAGGACAGCUUAAUGCAGAUGAGAUUAGUUUGAGGCCUGCUCAGUCGUUCCUAAUGAAUAAAAAUCAGGUGCCAAAGCUUCAGCCCCAGAUAACUAUGAUUCCUCCCAGUGCACAGCCACCACGCACUCAAACACCACCUCUGGGACAGACACCUCAACUUGGUCUCAAAACUAAUCCACCACUUAUCCAGGAAAAGCCUGCCAAGACUAGCAAAAAGCCACCACCAUCAAAGGAAGAACUUCUUAAACUGACUGAAGCCAUUGUGACUGAGUAUCUGAACAGUGGAAAUGCAAACGAGGCUGUCAAUGGUGUAAGAGAAAUGAGAGCUCCAAAACACUUUCUUCCUGAGAUGUUAAGCAAAGUGAUCAUCCUGUCACUUGAUAGAAGUGAUGACGAUAAAGAAAAAGCAAGCUCUUUGAUCAGUUUACUCAAACAGGAAGGAAUAGCCACAAGUGACAACUUCAUGCAGGCUUUCCUAAACGUAUUGGAGCAGUGCCCCAAACUGGAGGUUGACAUCCCCUUGGUGAAAUCUUACUUGGCACAGUUUGCAGCCCGUGCUAUAAUUUCAGAGUUGGUGAGCAUUUCAGAACUAGCUCAACCACUGGAGAGUGGCACCCACUUCCCUCUCUUCUUACUUUGUCUUCAACAAUUAGCUAAAUUACAAGAUCGAGAAUGGUUAACAGAACUUUUUCAACAAAGCAAGGUCAAUAUGCAGAAAAUGCUGCCAGAAAUUGAUCAGAAUAAGGAUCGAAUGUUGGAGAUUUUGGAAGGAAAGGGACUGAGUUUCUUAUUCCCACUCCUUAAAUUGGAGAAGGAACUAUUGAAACAAAUUAAGCUGGAUCCAUCCCCUCAAACUAUAUAUAAAUGGAUUAAAGAUAACAUCUCUCCCAAACUUCAUGUAGAUAAAGGAUUUGUGAACAUCUUAAUGACCAGCUUCUUACAGUACAUUUCUAGUGAAGUAAGCCCACCCAGCGAUGAAACAGAUUCUUCCUCUGCUCCUUCCAAAGAACAGUUAGAGCAGGAAAAACAGCUGCUGCUCUCUUUCAAGCCAGUGAUGCAGAAAUUUCUUCAUGAUCAUGUGGAUCUACAGGUCAGUGCCCUGUAUGCUCUGCAGGUGCACUGUUACAACAGCAGCUUCCCAAAAGGCAUGUUACUUCGAUUUUUUGUUCAUUUCUAUGAUAUGGAAAUUAUUGAAGAGGAAGCUUUCUUGGCUUGGAAGGAAGACAUAACUCAAGAGUUUCCAGGAAAAGGCAAGGCUUUGUUCCAGGUGAAUCAGUGGCUAACCUGGCUAGAAACUGCUGAAGAAGAAGAAUCAGAGGAAGAAGCUGACUAAAGAACCAGCCAAAGCCUUAAAUUGUGCAAAACAUACUGUUGCUAUGAUGUAACUGCAUUUGACCUAACCACUGCGAAAAUUCAUUCCGCUGUAACGUUUUUCACAAUAUUUAAAGCAGAAGCACGUCAGUAAGGUUUCCUUCUGCAUAAGGUUUUUGUAGUGUGAUGUCUUAAUCAUAGUCUACCAUCAAAUACUUUAGGAGUAUCCUUAAUGUUUAGAUAGAAUAUUAGCAGCAUGCAAUAAUUACAUCCUAAGUUCUCAAGCAGAGGCAGUCUAUUGCAAGGACCUUCUUUGCUGCCAGUUACCAUAGGCUGUUUUAAGUUAGAAAACUGAAUAGCAACACUGAAUACUGUAGAGAUGCACUUUGCUCAGUAAUACUUGAGUUGUUGCAAUAUUUGAUUAUCCAUUUGGUUGUUACAGAAAAAUUCUUAACUGUAAUUGAUGGUUGUUGCCGUAAUAGUAUAUUGCCUGUAUUUCUACCUCUAGUAAUGGGCUUUAUGUGCUAGAUUUUAAUAUCCUUGAGCCUGGGCAAGUGCACAAGUCUUUUUAAAAGAAACAUGGUUUACUUGCACAAAACUGAUCAGUUUUGAGAGAUCAUUAAUGCCCUUGAAGUGGUUUUUGUGGGUGUGAAACAAAUGGUGAGAAUUUGAAUUGGUCCCUCUUAUUAUAGUAUUGAAAUUAAGUCUACUUAAUUUAUCAAGUCAUGUUCAUGCCCUGAUUUUAUAUACUUGUAUCUAUCAAUAAACAUUGUGAUACUUGA
Molecule: messenger RNA, 4159 nt
Organism: Meriones unguiculatus (Mongolian gerbil)
Lineage: Eukaryota; Metazoa; Chordata; Mammalia; Rodentia; Muridae
Gene: Eif4g2
Product: eukaryotic translation initiation factor 4 gamma 2
Exons: 24
Coding region: 1-3399 (1132 amino acids)
Cellular component (GO): eukaryotic translation initiation factor 4F complex
Molecular function (GO): mRNA binding; protein binding; translation initiation factor activity
Source: RefSeq, a predicted model, not a curated record